This is a messenger RNA of Bemisia tabaci, 2369 nucleotides long. The record is from RefSeq and is a predicted model, not a curated record. Lineage: Eukaryota; Metazoa; Arthropoda; Insecta; Hemiptera; Aleyrodidae.
GUUCGGUGGAAGUGACUCCUACCCCGUCUCGCUAUCCCUUCGAGACCCGCUUUUUUCCCGCGCGACGAACUUCCGACCCGCGUCUACCUCAACGUUUCAAUCACACCGUAAACUAAACCUUUCAUAUUAACUGGUGGAUGGUAAAUUUUCUGUGAUCUGAGUGCUCGAAUUUUCGAACCGAUCAGGGAGGGAUCGUGGAUUGAGAUUUUUAGUCUUUAACGCCUGUUUAGUAAUUAGUUUUGUCUGCUCAACAACCUAGAUUUUUAGUCGUCGAAAAAUCCUUGUUUUCAGUGUUUAAAACCGCGGUUCCAGCGAUCAGAAUUUUUGGAUUUCUUCAGCGCAUCAAAUAGAGAUUGAAAAUUGGGUUAUCCGAGACCCCCGGCUUUUCAAUGGUUUUUCUUGUUGUUUCCGGGGUUUACUCGGUAGUGCAACUCUAUUGAACUAAUCUAGAAAGCAAAAGCUCGUUAAUUUUUCGAAAUUGACUCAAGGAAAUGCAUUUUGGACUGGGAUUUUCGCCUGGAUCCGGUGGAAUGAAAUGUCACUAGCGCUCGGCGUCAGUCGCUUGGUUCAACAAGUCCCGCGAAAAAUCGCGGGAUCCGAGAAUUUUUCCGGGAUGGAAAAGGCAAAAGCACCGGACUUUUCGCUCUCCAAAGGCUUUUGACAGCCCGGUUUCCGGAAAAUGCGGGCAGUCACCGGGAGUUCCGGGAACGUAGCCUCGAUUCCGCACCCAAGGAAACCUAGCCCGGUGAGAGUGUUUACCCGAUCGAGAAGUGAACUGCAUUAAAUCGUUUUAAAAGCUUUUUCCCGGAAAAGUGUCCGCCGGAAAAUCCGGAAAAGUGUCCGCCGGAAAAUCCGGAAAGUGUCGUCACGUUCCAGUGUGAACCGAGUGCAUAAUGAAUCGGCUAUUGGUUGAUGUACCUGUGAUUUUGCUACGGAAUAACUACCAGAGGUGCAUCCACGGUCUCAAGGUCCUAUGGUUCCUCAGCCUUUUUGCCUCGUUUUCUUGCCAAGCAGGAGUGGGCGAUUUAACAGGUGUAACGAUAGCGGUGCCUGCAGCUGUGGCGGUAGGCGAAACGGCGACUCUACAUUGCGACUAUCAACUAGAGACGGACCAUCUGUACACGGUCAAGUGGUAUAGGGGCCGCCAGGAGUUCUUUUGUUUCAUCCCCAAAGAGCUCCCCAAUGUUAAGGUCUACCCGGAAGCCGGCGUGAGUGUAGACGUGAGCCUGUCCGGCGCCAAGCAGGUGGUGCUGAAGGACGUGAAAAUGGAGCUGGCCGGCAAGUACCGCUGCGAAGUUUCCGCCGACGCCCCGUCCUUCCACACAGUCAUGGUCUCCGCGCACAUGCACGUUGUUGCGCCGCCGAGCCAGGGACCGGAGCUGAAGGUGGAGCGACCCCGCUACAACCGAGGCGAGACGCUCAGGGCUAAUUGCACCGCCCAUCCCUCAAAUCCAGCGGCUAAUGUAACCUGGUCGCUCAAUGGAGUUCCGGUGACGAGCUCGGACAAGGUGACGUCGCUGCAGGAGAAGGACGAGGCCCCGAGCGAAGACGGGAUCGAGCGGUGGACGACGGUCUCGUAUCUGGAGGCGCUCAUCACCAACUUCCGGCUCGGGCGACUCCGCGUCCAGUGCGAGAGCGACGUCUACGGCGUCUUCAAGCGGAGCGCCCAGCUCCAGCUCGACGACUCCCCCGGACCCAUGGUCUCCUCCGUCCGCGGAUCCCUCGACUCCUCGGACUCAGCUGAGGCCUCGUUCAUCAGCAGCAGUUGGAUUAGGGCAGUCAUCGUAGGAACGGCCGUGGCGCUCGUUAGGUAGCAUUUGACCGUCUAAAACGUGAUAAUCGAAAAACAGAGCUUCCCAAAUGAGUAAACAGUGUUAAUACUUGUUCCAUUUUUAUUGUUUAUUUUUUAAAUCCAUACUCCCACGCACCGGGCUCACCUCGCCCGGUGUCUGAGCCCCGCGCGAUUAUCACCGCUCCACCGAUGGAAGAACCCAACUCGAUUAUCACUUGAGCCCCCGGAAUCACUGAGUCUCUUGGACACGAGGGUUCAUGUCAAAACGCAGUUGGGUUUUUUCGUCGCAAGGGCGGGGUUAUGAGAUAAUCCGACGCGAGCAUAUUUGCACGGGACACUUUUGUAAACAUAUUUAGAUGUACGUCUCGUGGCGAGUGGACUGCGGACACUCUAGUCGAAUUUGUAAAUAUUUUGUUGGUGAUACCUGUCUAAACUCCUUUGUUAUUUGCUGUUCUUGUUAUAUGCAGAUUAUUCACCUCCGUGUAGAUUAUCGAAUUUCUGUUCGAGUUUUAUUUUGGUUCUCCGAAUUUUUUUUCUGGUACAAUCAAAUGCUUUCAAUAAAUUGUAUCUCUUUGUA